Molecule: messenger RNA, 699 nt
Organism: Coprinopsis cinerea okayama7#130
Lineage: Eukaryota; Fungi; Basidiomycota; Agaricomycetes; Agaricales; Psathyrellaceae
Product: mitochondrial import inner membrane translocase subunit tim23
Exons: 4
Coding region: 1-630 (209 amino acids)
Biological process (GO): protein import into mitochondrial matrix
Cellular component (GO): TIM23 mitochondrial import inner membrane translocase complex; mitochondrial inner membrane
Molecular function (GO): transmembrane protein transporter activity
Source: RefSeq, a predicted model, not a curated record
AUGUCCGCUGAUUCUCAAGCCUCAAGCUCAAAGGGCGCCCCAGAGUUCUUCCAAAAUGCCCAGUUCCAGCGGUCUGACAUCAAUGCUGAAAGCCCAGUCACGUCUGCCGACUUGCUCAUGGCAGCGUACGAUCCCACAAAACUUCAUCCUCUGGCCGAAAUAGGGGAUAAAUUGGACUAUCUGCUUCUUGAUGACGAAAAGACGAACGAACUUCCCGGGUCUGGGACAGCGAUUCCAUCUCGAGGGUGGAGUGAUGACCUAUGUUAUGGGACUGGAACCAUGUAUCUCAGUGGUUUGGCCCUUGGCGGUAUUUGGGGUGUACGGGAAGGCGCUCGAAGACCACUUGCCGUGUCCAACGCAAGGUUACGGAUCAACAGCAUCCUGAACUCUGUCACGAGAAGAGGGACCUUCAUUGGUAACUCCGCAGGUGUUAUGGCGUUAAUGUACAACGGUAUCAACUCCUCGAUCGACGCCUUUAGAGGAAAGCACGAUACGGCCGGAAGUAUGACAGCUGGUGCGCUCACUGGUCUAUUAUUCAAGUCAACAUCUGGUGUCCGUCCCGCAAUUGUGUCUGCAAGCGUCGUAUCGGGCAUGGCUGGCAUCUGGAGUCUCGUCAAAAAGAGUGUCUAAUGCACUUUCUCGUACUUUACUCAUCCUAUAUCUGUAGUAAUCAUUUUAAUAACCCCCUCUUUCACCGGC